This is a messenger RNA of Aphanomyces astaci, 4134 nucleotides long. RefSeq lists its product as hypothetical. The record is from RefSeq and is a predicted model, not a curated record. Gene Ontology annotation, biological process: mRNA export from nucleus. Lineage: Eukaryota; Oomycota; Saprolegniomycetes; Saprolegniales; Verrucalvaceae. The coding region runs from base 420 to 4106 and encodes 1228 amino acids. The transcript has 5 exons. Gene Ontology annotation, cellular component: transcription export complex 2; cytoplasm; nucleus.
GCUCGAAACCUGCGUCUUUAGGCAGUACUUCCACCUCCACGACCUUUGGCGGCUCGAAACCUGCGUCUUUUGGCAGUACUUCCACCUCCGCGACUUUUGGCAGCUCCACGUUCCAAGAUCCCACUGCUUCGUCUUCCAUUACCACUGUGUUUGGUCGAUCGAGUGGUUCACAACAACCUCCUGCGUCUUUUGGCAGUACUUGCUCCCCUGCUGCGUCUUUUGGCAAACCUCCACCGUCGUCAUCCACGUUGAACCCACCGCCGCUUCCAUCUUCGUUGAAACCAUUCAACCCUCCUACCCACAAACGUCUUCCCCCUCCGCCGCGUCCGACCUCUCUCAAAGCGGCGGCGCCUCUGCCGUCCCCCGAUGGCUCCCCGACCCACGACACGUCCCGCCGCCGCCGCAUUCCGCCAUCUUCAAUGGACGACCAACCAGACAACGACGUGGAGAAACUCGACUUGUCUUCGGCUGUGACCAUCGACGGACUCUGCGUCGACAUGUGCUCCCCCAAGGAACGAGACGAGCAAAUUCGAUGCGAUGACCUGAGUACCUUUGAGAAGGGAAACCCUCCCGAAGCAUUUAUCAUCAAACGGUACCAGCGGUCCGCCGCCGACCACAAACUAGACAUUCCGUCCGAGAUUCGACCUCUCGGAGUACUCCGAAUGACACAGUUGUAUUUGGAACAACAUGUGAUCGACUUGGACGAAUGCGGCCCCGACCCUCGUUUCAACCCGCCGCGAGUCCCCGACUUUCUCGACCUGUACAACUUUUUCUGGAACCGCGCCCGCAUGAUCCGCAAUGACUUUACACUGCAAAAUUACCGCGGCGGCGGGCGCCACCACGUGAUCGCCAUGGACGUCCACGAGCGCAUCGCACGCUUCUUCAUCUUAUGCGAACACGAAUUGAUUGAAAAUCCAAAGUUCAUCGAACAGCAAAACAUGGAGCAGCUCGGCAAGACAAUGAAAAGUCUGCAAGAUUUCUACGACGACGCGCGUCUUCACGGCGCCGAGUCGAGUCCAUUCGAAGCCGAAUUCGCGGGGUAUUUCAUCUUGCUUCACCUGGAUAAGGCGUCGGCGGUGCUUAAAUUCACCAAGCGGCUGCCUCGAUCGCUCCUCCACUCGACUUUUGUGCAGUUUGCCAUGGCAGCGUUUGUGGCCCGGCACACGAAUGAUUACGUGGCGUUCUUCCGCCUCGUCCGGCAAGCCAGUCUUCUCCAGGCGUGUCUUCUGCAUCGGUACUUCCCGUUGGCGCGGUCCGAUGCGCUGGGAUGUAUGGCGCGGGUGUAUCGGCAUCCGUACCCGCUGGAACCGCUCGUCCGUCUGCUGUGUUUUGACUCGCUUCAACAUGCGGCGACGGUGGUCGGCCUCCACGGUCUGGCUCUGUCGGCGGACGGGGCGUCGGUGGUAUUUGGAACGGCCGACUUUGUCGCAGACAAGGUACCUGUCACGUGCUCGGACGUAUACGUCCGUUCCAAACAAGGCGACUGGCGCCGGCGGGAUGUGUGCCGAGGGGUGACCGAGUACGAUCCGGACAAGUACCCGCUGCUCCCCCGGCAGAUUCAAGAGACUGAAAUGGACGAACGGCGGCGGCUGUACCCGACAAGACCUCUGUAUCACGACCCGUUUUCAAAGUUUACCCUCGAAGAUGCUCAACCAAACUCGGAUAACCACCAGCUACGUCGAGUCGGCACAUCGUCGGCGUCGUUGGAAGCACCGCCGCCGCCGCCUGUUUUAGCCGAACCUCUGUCCUCCGCGCCGCCCCUGCCGCCUCCUCGUCCAUUGACGACUGUGUUUGGCAGCAAAAAGCCACCAGUGGUGGACGAGAUGGGAGUGAUUCCUGGGCUAAGCAAAUUGACUGAAAUCGAACAGCGCCAGAAAAGAUUGCAACAGGAUAAGCAGCGAUUGCUAGACGAAAUUGCCAAGCGCCAACACAAGAGUACCCACGUUGCCGCUUCUAGUACCAUUGGAUCUGUGACUACUACUAGUACUACUAGUAGUAGGACAGCUACGACGAUGCCUAGUGCAGUUCCGAGGAACGAGCCAAUUCCUGCGAGUACAACCCCGGUCGUCCAGGAAGACGCCACGUCAUCGAACGCCACCCACAACGAAGUUGAACCAGCCAAGUCACUUAGCACUGGAACCAUAUCGACCAAGUCAUCAGACAAAGCAGAUGACGAUGUCGCCGCCAAACAAAACGAGGCCGACGCGGCGGCGAUCGCGGCGGCAACUCGAAAAGCUCUAGAAGCAGCAGCAGCUAAGGAAGCCAAAGAAGCCGCAGCCAAGGAAGCAGCAGCCAAAGCAGCCAAAGAAGCAGCAGAUAAAGAAGCAGCAGCUGAAAAGCAGCGAGUGGAGUUGGAGCGCAAGGAAGCUGCGAAACGUGAAAGUGAACGACAUGAAGCGUUGAAAGCAAAGUACGAAAUCCAAGCGUUGGGCCAGACGUGGCUGAGAAUCAAUUUCGACAGCCACGACGCCGUGGUCACGAGAUCCAAUGCUAUUCUAAAGCAAGAGCAUGACGAAGUGGCGCGCGCGCAGCGGCUGGCCGUGCAAAAGCUGCGCUUUGCCCUGUGGCGGAAGAUGGUCUCGCGCCAGCAACGUCCGCGGGUCCCUGGGAAUGCUAAGUUUGAACCAUCGACUUGUGGCCCACAGGCUACUGCAUCGUCGGUGGUCCAAUUUCAAGGCCCAAUCGAGUCGUUGCUAAGCAACUACUACCCGAAGGCCACCCCCCCCACUGCAUGGACAUCCACGGACAAAGCCAUCACGGACGCCAGUCAUGCCGCCAUGCUCGCGCUGCAACACCAGCUCCAUAAGCCCGUGGACGUUGCGGGGCUGCUGGCGCCGCGGCUGAAGCGGCGGUACCCCCGGGCAUCCUCUUUGGCGUACUCGAUUGCCAUCUGCCGCCUCCCCACCGACGACGACGAGGACGACAAGGAAUCUAGUAGUACUAGUUCGACUAGUACUUUUGACGCGGCGGCGUGGCUGGCGGCCAAAUGUGGCGUGUCGUCGGGUGGGCACCGGGUGUACACCCACGAGUCGUUUGUCCUGCACCUAUCGUCCAGUGUCGCACCGCGUUCAGGUCCAAAUACGGCCGUGUGGUUUCCCGUAGCGUUUGCUUGUCUCGACCAAGUGGGGCCGUGGGUUCGUCGCUUAGUGAAUUCAAGUGUAUUACGUGGCGCGCCCACAGCCGUCCACGUGGUGGCCUUGACAGCGUUGCAUCCCCACGAGGUUGAAGCCACUGGCCAAAUCGAAUUGGAUCGGCUGGCGUCUAAUUGGCAUCUCCACUGGCACGUUGGGCCAUGGGAUGCCGCCCAUGCUGUCGUGACGUCGCUUGUCAAGAGUAUGGGGGACACUGUCACACUGAUUCCAGUCGUGCCCUUCACUAACGUACCCCUUCGAGACACGAUCGACGACGUGGUUGCGCUCACAUUGCAUCAGACGAGUCUGCUCAGUCGGCCGCACAUCUCGGACCUGGUGCGGCAUGUCCACCACGCCCUCUCCGUCCUCCAGCACCUCUUCGACGCCUCGGAUUCUUCUUCUUCCGACCUCAUGGGACAAGUGCUCGCGGCGGUGCCGCCGUCGGGGACGUCUGGCAGCACCCACGGGUGGAUUCACUCGCUGCCGACACUUUCCUCGACGCAACGGGAGCUCGCCGUGCACCUCGUCGAGGCCGCGUGGCAAAUCCCGCAUGACCAAGACGAGGAUGCCAGUCCUGCCAAGUCGAUCGUGUCGAUUGUGUAUGCUAUCGUGUUGAACGGCAUUGAAGGACUAGACACGGCCGUGGUCGCGCUACCCACUUCGUGGGUGGUCGAGUGCCGCCAGCUGAUGCACCUCGUGCGCACUGUCUCGUCCAUCGACAAGCACGCCCGAGUUCUCGGGAAGAAGAGACCUCCAGAAGACGAGAACGUUUCGACCGGGGCGUUGGUGUCCAUGAUGAAGAAGCGAUCGACGACUUUGACCACCGCCAUGACGAUCACACCCACGACUCGCCAUGCCCUCCAAGCGAAAUGGAAGCGAGACGCCGCCCGCAUGCGCGCGAUGCGUGCAUUGGAUCACGAGAAGGCGGCACAUGCCUCGUUCCGCCGCAUGCUUGAAUCUGCUUUCGAAACGUAACCGUAAUAAUUCAAACGUAUUGUCCGGA